Molecule: messenger RNA, 1422 nt
Organism: Lutzomyia longipalpis
Lineage: Eukaryota; Metazoa; Arthropoda; Insecta; Diptera; Psychodidae
Product: zinc carboxypeptidase-like
Exons: 3
Coding region: 34-1326 (430 amino acids)
Biological process (GO): proteolysis
Molecular function (GO): metallocarboxypeptidase activity; zinc ion binding
Source: RefSeq, a predicted model, not a curated record
UGAACAGUAAUUCAUUGAGUCAGAAUCGAAAAAAUGAAUUUAUUCGGAUAUUUUAUUACAUUUCUUGUAACAGUGGUUGUUACUGAAGCAACUCCCUUUCGAUUUGAUAACUUCAAAGUGUACCGAGUCCCAAUUGAACAGGAAGAACAACUCAAGGCACUCAAAGGAAUACGAACAGGUGUCAACAGCUAUGAAUAUUUCGAGGAACCUCAAAGAACUGGACAAUCAGUUGAUAUCCUUGUACCACCGCAUCUUGAAAAGGAUUUUGUUGCAAUAGCCGAGACCAAUAAGCUAAGUCGAAAGCUAAUUGUGGAAAAUUUUCAAGAACUUGUAGACAAGGAGAGGCCGAAUGCUGUGGAGGAUGACGAAGAAUUUGGAUGGGAUGAUUAUCACAGUAUUGAUACCAUCAAUGCCUGGCUUUACUCCUUGGAAGCUCUUUAUGACGAAGUUACCGUAGUAAAAGGUGGAACAACCUACGAAGGACGAGAUAUUCUUGGUGUUAAUAUUAAUCGGAAACCCGGACAGAAUCCUGGAAUAUUCGUUGAAUCCCAAAUUCAUUCAAAUGAAUGGAUCACAUCUGCAUCAGCAACAUGGAUCAUCAACAAGCUCCUAACUGCUACGCCAGAGGAAACCGAAAUAAGAAAUCUUGCUGAUAACAUUAAUUGGUACAUUUUUCCGCUCAUCAAUGCAGAUGGUUAUGAGUACACAAGAAAUGUUUAUCGGAUGUGGAGAAAGACGCGAUCACCCCAAGGAUUAAUUUGUAAUGGAGUCGAUCCAAAUAGGAAUUGGGAUGUAUUUUGGGAGAAAGGUGGAAUCGGAUCAUCUGCUAACAUGUGCGAUGGAAGCUUUGCUGGACCAGAAGCCUUUUCAGAAAUUGAGUCACAAACUCUUUCAGAAUUCGUCUUGAGUCUUCAAAGUGAAUUGAACUUUUACAUUGGGUUCCAUUCUGCUGCUAAUAUGUUGCUAUUCCCGUGGGGUCAUACCUCAAAUCCGGCUACUAACUACGUUGAAUUUAUGGAGAUCGCUGAAGCGACCGUAACUGCUCUACAGGCUCGCUACGGAACAGUUUACACAUACGGACCAAUAUACUCAACAAUUUAUCCAGCCACAGGAAGUUCUCCAGACUGGGUACACUAUACACUGGGAAUACCCGGAUUUACAUACGAAUUCAGGAAUAUAAAUACUGAAACAGGGGAAUACUACGGAGCCCUAGCACCACCAGAUCAAAUACAACCUAAUGCUGAAGAGGUUCUCGAUUCUCUGGUUGCGCUUGUUCAAAAAGCAACAGAGCUAGGCUACAUGACGGUUACAAAACAAAGUGAGUAAAAACGACUAACUUUAUUUGAGUCUAUCGGACUUAGCCGUCGUUGUUACAUUUAUGUAGCCCACAAUUUUUUAAUAAAUUUUAAUAAAAUAAAAGUA